GAUCCAUCAUGGGAUCCGGUGGCACUAUUUUUUAAAAAGCACAACCUUAUGGUUUUGGGUCCUCAACUCUGGCACUAUGGCGGUGGAAACCAUUGCACCGGACUGGGAAUUUGACCGUUUUGACGAUGGUUCACAGAAAAUACACACAGAGGUGCAACUGAAAAACUACAGCAAGUUUCUGGAGGAGUACACCUCUCAGCUGAAGGGCAUUGAAGAGGCCCUGGAUGACUCCAUUGGAGAUGUGUGGGAUUUCAAUCUGGACCCCAUCGCUCUGAAGCUUCUUCCUUAUGAGCAGUCGUCUCUAUUGGAAUUAAUUAAAACAGACAACAAGGUUCUAAACAAAGUCAUCACAGUUUAUGCCGCUCUCUGUAGUGAAGUAAAAAAACUCAAGUAUGAGGCAGAAACCAAGUUCUACAAUGGUUUAUUGUAUUAUGGAGAGGGAGUGUCUGAAACCAGUGUUGUUGAAGGGGAGUCUCAGAUUCAGAUGGGCAGAUUUAUUUCAUUCCUACAGGAACUAUCCUGCUUUGUGUCAAGAUGUUAUGAAGUGGUGGUGAGCAUUGUUCACCAACUGGCUGCCCUGUACAACAGCAGCAAGAGUGCAACAAAAAUCAUUGAGUCAUCGGGAGUCCAUUUCCAGAUCGUGUACGAACACCUGGGGGAGUUGUUAGUAGUGUUGCUCACGCUCGACGAGAUCAUGGAUAAUCAUGGAACACUUAAAGAUCACUGGAAGAUGUAUAAAAGGUUGUUAAAGUCUGUACAUCAUAACCCUGGAAAAUUUUCCAUUCCUGAAGAGAAGCUGAAACCAUUUGAGAAGCUCCUGCUGAAGCUGGAGGGACAGCUGCUGGACGGCAUGAUACUGCAGGCCUGUGUGGAACAGAGAUUUGAUGAUCCAGGGGAGGGAGUAGCUGUUGCCAAAAACAGUGCCUUCGCUGAGGAGUUCGCCUUCAACAUUCGCACCAUAUUCACCAACGUUGAGUCCAAAAUUGGCGAGCCUUCAGAAGUUGAUCAGAGAGAUAAAUACGCUGGAGUCUGUGGUCUCUUUGUACUUCACUUUCACAUUUUCAGGAGUGUCGACAAGAAACUCUACAAGGCGCUGCUGGACGUCUGUAAAAAGGUUCCAGCUGUCACUCUGAUAGCAAACAUCGUGUGGUUUCCAGACACCUUCCUCAUCGCGAAGGUCCCGGCUGCAGCUAAACUUAUGGACAAAAAGAGUCUUCAGGCAAUCAGAGCGCAGAGAGAUGCCUACUUGCAGCAAAGAGCUCAGACAUUAAUGAAGGACGUUCAGUCCUACUAUGUGUUUGUAACUUCCUGGAUGAUGAAGAUGGAGUCCAUCCUAUCCAAGGAGCAUAAAAGUGACAAGCUGGCAGAAGACCUGAACAGCAGGUGUAAUGUGUUUGUGCAGGGCAUCCUGUACGCCUACAGUAUCAGCACCAUUAUCAAGACCACCAUGAACAUGUACAUGUCCAUGCAGCGACCCAUGACCAAGACCUCUGUUAAAGCACUUUGUAGAUUAGUUGAACUCCUCAAGGCUGUGGAGCACACAUUUCACAGGCGGUCAAUGGUUGUAGCCGACUCCGUUUCCCACAUCACCCAACAGCUCCAGUCCCAGGCCCUCAAUGCCAUCGGCAUCGCAAAGAAAAGGGUGAUCUCAGAGAAGAAGUACAGUGAGCAGCGGCUGGAUGUGCUGUCGUCUUUGGUGCUGGCAGAAAAUGCUCUGAGCGGACCGAGCACGAAGGAGCGGCGCUUGGUGGUGUCCUUGGCUCUCUGUGUUGGCACUCAGCUGAAAACCUUCAAAGAUGAGGAACUGCUUCCCUUGCAACUUGUGCUGAAGAAGCUGGAUUUGAUUAGUGAGCUAAGUGAAAGAGUCAAGCUGCAGUGCGACUGUAGUUUCCUUUACUGGCAUCGAGCUGUGUUUCCCAUCUAUCUAGACGACGUCUACGACAAUGCUGUAGAUGCAGCACGGAUGCACUACAUGUUUAGUGCACUGAGGGACAGUGUGCCAUCCAUGCUACAUGCCAAACACAUGGAGUCAUGUGACCUGUUGCUGGAGAGCUAUGACAAGGAGAUCAUGGAUGUGUUCAAUGAGCACCUCCUUGACAAGCUGUGCAAGGAGAUUGAGAAGGACCUGCGUCUCUCUGUUCACACCCACUUGAAGCUUGAUGACAGGAACCCUUUUAAAGUCGGCAUGAAGGAUCUGGCCCACUUCUUCUCUGUCAAGCCCAUCCGAUUCUUCAACCGCUUCAUUCACAUCAAAGCCUAUGUGACCCACUACCUGGAUAAAACUUUCUACAACCUGACCACUGUUGCUCUGCAUGACUGGGCCACCUACAGUGAGAUGAGAAACCUCGCUACGCAGCGCUACGCGCUCACAAUGACGGAGGCGCAUCUGCCCAGCCAGACAUUAGAGCAGGGUUUGGAUGUUCUGGAGAUCAUGAGGAACAUUCAUGUUUUCGUGUCCCGCUACCUCUACAACCUCAAUAACCAGAUCUUUAUAGAGAAGGCAAGCAACAACAAGCAUCUGAACACCAUCAACAUCCGCCACAUCGCCAACUCCAUCAGGACACACGGGACCGGCAUUAUGAACACUACUGUCAAUUUCACCUACCAGUUCCUGAGGAAGAAGUUCUACAUCUUCAGUCAGUUUAUGUAUGAUGAACACAUCAAGUCCAGACUCAUAAAGGACAUACGCUUUUUUAGAGAAACAAAGGAUCAGUCUGAUCAGAAGUACCCAUUUGAGCGAGCAGAGAAGUUUAACCGUGGGAUCAGAAAGCUGGGCCUCACUCCUGAUGGACAGAGCUACCUGGAUCAGUUCAGACAGCUCAUCAGCCAGAUCGGUAACGCCAUGGGCUAUGUGCGCAUGAUCCGUUCUGGAGGCCUCCACUGCUGCAGCAGUGCAAUCAGAUUUGUCCCAGACCUGGAAGAUAUCGUCAACUUUGAGGAGCUGGUGAAGGAAGAGGGACUGUCGGAGGAGACCCAGAGAGCUGCCAGCGUCCUGGAUUCAGUGUUGAGUGAUCUGACCAGCAACUCUGCAGAGGGGACAGAGUACUUCAAGAUGCUUGUGACUGUGUUUGCACCUGAGUUUCGAAGUGCAAAGAAUAUGCACCUGAGGAACUUCUACAUGAUUGUACCCCCUCUGACUGUGAAUUUCGUGGAGCAUUCCAUCAGCUGCAAAGAGAAACUCAACAAGAAGAACAAAACUGGUGCUGCGUUCACAGACGACGGCUUUGCAAUGGGUGUGGCAUACAUUUUAAAACUGCUGGACCAGUAUCUGGAGUUUGACUCCCUGCACUGGUUUCAAGCUGUCCGAGAUAAAUACAAGAAAGAGAUGAGUGCGGUGGUGAAGGAGCAGAACGUACAAUCCACAAGCCAGGAUGAAAAGUUGCUUCAAACUAUGAAUCUCACCCAGAAGAGGCUGGAUGUCUACCUACAGGAGUUUGAGCUGCUUUACUUCUCCCUGAGCAGCGCCCGGAUUUUCUUCAGAGCUGACAAAACUGCUGCUGAGGAAACUCAGGAGAAGAAAGAUAAAGAAGAAGCUGCCAAAGCUGGUUCAUCAGAAGGCUCCAACCCCACCGAGCAGGCCUCAAAGUGAGCAUCAGCGGAGAUGAUCUAGCUGAAGAGCUGAAGUAGAAGACUGCAUUGAUCUGUGUGUAUGUGGUUCUGAGAUAAAACUGUAAAAUGCAUAGAAUAAUUGACCAUAAUGCUUUCAUACCCAACAGUCAUAUUCAUAAAGAAAGUGCUACCACAGGAAGUUUCCCAGUGAAACAUCCCACUCCAGCAUCUAAUAACUCAAUUUGAGCUUGUUGGAUUUACAAAAGCGCCUGUGGUUAGUAAAGGUCUGCUGGUGUUGCUAGUAGAGAUCCCUUUUUUUAUCUUUACACUCAAUCUGGAUGGAUUCGCUUACUCUUCUACACUUCAGUUUUUGUGCUCCGCUGAUCGGAGUUAAGCUCAGAAUAUUGUUUUAAUUCACCGACUCCAGGGCUACACAGUUUGAUCUGAGGGCUGCAAUCCUGCAGGUUUUCAAUGUUUACCUGCUCCCUCACACCUGACUCUAAUUAAAUGGAUCCAACAGCCUAUGAAGUCCUGCAGAAUGACUUAUUAAUUUGGGUCAGGUGUGUUGGAGCAGGGAGAUGCAGGACUGCAGAACUGAGUAGCCCUGACCUACUCUGCUGCCUCUGAGCCGGUCCACUAAUUAACCGAUUGGUCAGGUCUUUAAUCAAAGCUCAGUAACGACCAGUGAGAAUGUUUUCAGUAUAUGCUCUUAUAUUUUGUGCCAAACUAUUUCUUUGAUCAUUUUAUAAAAACUCGUUUUGAUCUGAUUUAGUAAUAUUUGCUUACAGUACUAAAUUUAGUUAUUUUUCUGCUGCAGUGUACACGUUUUCUAUUUUUGUGUGAACAGGUGGUUUAUUUGAUGUGACGUUACAGAACAUUUCAUCAGUUUA
Melanotaenia boesemani (Boeseman's rainbowfish) is the source of this 4439-nucleotide messenger RNA. RefSeq names its product WASH complex subunit 4 (gene washc4). The record is from RefSeq and is a predicted model, not a curated record. Gene Ontology annotation, cellular component: WASH complex; endosome. Lineage: Eukaryota; Metazoa; Chordata; Actinopteri; Atheriniformes; Melanotaeniidae. The transcript has 33 exons. Gene Ontology annotation, biological process: endosomal transport; endosome organization. The coding region runs from base 77 to 3589 and encodes 1170 amino acids.